Molecule: messenger RNA, 3429 nt
Organism: Strongyloides ratti
Lineage: Eukaryota; Metazoa; Nematoda; Chromadorea; Rhabditida; Strongyloididae
Product: Thyroid receptor-interacting protein 11
Exons: 3
Coding region: 1-3429 (1142 amino acids)
Biological process (GO): endoplasmic reticulum to Golgi vesicle-mediated transport; Golgi organization
Cellular component (GO): Golgi apparatus
Molecular function (GO): small GTPase binding
Source: RefSeq, a predicted model, not a curated record
AUGGCUAGUUGGCUAAAAAAUAUUCAUGGCCAUAUUCAAGAAUUUGCUCAAGAUGUUCUUAAUGAAGCUGUUGUAGAUAAUGUUGACGCAGAGGCUGAAUUAACGGUUUUGAAGCAGAAACUAAUUGAUGCAGAAUUACGAUUAUCUUCGGAACAAGUGAAGAUUGCUCAAUUAGAAGCUAAAUUAAUUGGAUUAAGUGAUCAGGCUAAUGCUAGUGAAGAUAGCAGUGAAAAUAUAAAAGCUAAAUAUAAAAGUAUUUUAUCACUAAAAGAAAAAGAAAUUUUAAAUUUAAAAAAUGAAAAUGAAAAGUUAAAGGAAGAAUUACUUGUUAUGGAACCUUUACCUGAUUUUAAAGAAAAAGGUAAUACUAGUAAUAGUAGUAUUGUACAGGAUUUAAAAAAUAAAUUAAGUAAAUGUAAAAAAGAGUUAGCAGAGGCAAAAAAAAUUAUUAAUUCCAAAGAUAAUCGUGAAAACAUGAUUACAAAACAAGAGUUAGAAGAUAAAAUAAGAGAGAUGAAAGAAUUGCACAAUUCAGAAAUUGCUGCUUUAAUGGCAAACCAUGAAGAAAACUUAAAAAAUUUUAAAAAUGAAUAUGAAGAAAUGUUAGGAAAUAAUAGUAGUAUAAAUAAUGACAAUAAAUAUGAAGAGAAAAUACAUGAAUUGGAAGAGAAAGUUAAAGCUUUUGAAAAUCAACAAUUUAAAAUUGGUGAUGUAACGAAUGAUAAUGAACAAAUUGAUUCACUUGAAAAGGAUAAUGAAAAUUUAUCACAUAGAAUAUUAGAAUUAAAAAAAGAACUAGAUGAGAAAGAAAAAGUAAUUCAAGAUUUAAGUAAUGACAAUGAAGUACAACAAACUGCUUUAGAAGCAAUGAAAAAACAUUUAGAAAAUGUUAACAAGAAGUCUUUAGAUAAUGCUAAAGAAUUAAAAGAUUCAUUAGAAAAAGAUCUUUUAGGUAAAGAAGCCGAAAAUAAAAAAUUGUUAGCAGAAGUUCAAGAAAGUGUACAAGCCAAACAUUUAAUUGAGGAAAAAAUGAAUAAAAUGAAAGAAAUACAUACAUCCGAGUUAGAUGAUAUGAAUAAACGUAUUCAAGAAUUAUUAAGUAGACUUGAAUCAAGUGAGAAAAUUAUUGGAGAAGCUACAAGUAAAUUUGAUAGUGAAAAGAAUUCUGAAGAAAUGAUUGAAAAAAAAGAGUAUGACAUUUUAUUGGAAAAAUAUAAUAAUAUUUUAUUGAACUAUGAACAGGUGCAACGUGUUGGUGCUGAAGAGAAUGAAAAAACAAAUGAGUUACAUUCAAGAUGUGAUAAGUUAAAUGCAAGCCUUCUUUUGUUCAAGGCAAAUGGGCAAAAACAAGAAGAAGAAAAUAAAAAAUUGCUUCAAAAGUUGAAUGAUCUUAGUAAAGAAUUUGAUGUUCUUAGGAAUGGACUUGAGCGAACAAAAGAAGUUCAUCGUGUAGAAAACCUAAGGUGGCUAGAAGAAAAGGAUGAUUUACUAAAGAAGCUUGAGAGUGCAACCAAAUUCAAUUUGAAGGAGAGUGAAGAUGAGAUAGCAGAAUUAAAGGAAAAAUUAAAAACUGCUCAAGAAGAGGUUGAAAAUCUUAAACGUAAUAGAAUGUCUCCAAUAAAUCAUGCAAAGGAUAGUGAUGGUGAAUCAAAUAAUGGAUGGAGAAGAUUGGGAGAUGACCACCAUGAAAUAAUGAGCGUUAAGACUGGAUCUGAAGUUGAAAGUACUGAGGUUAACGAUAUUGAAGGAAUCGUUGCUGCUAUGAAUGUUGAGCUUCAAGAACAAAAAAUAAUUAACAAUGAUUUACAAUUAAAAGUAAUUGAUCUAGAAAGAAUUAUAUCUGAAAAAGAUAAAGAAAUGAAUGAAAAAGAUGAGACACAUAAUGUUGAGAUUGAAGCAUCUAAUGAUGAACUUAUAAAAUGGAAAGAUUUAGCUGAAGAUUUAAGAGCAAAAUAUGAAGAAGCUAAAAAUUAUGAAAAUGAGUUGAUUGAAAGAUUAAACAAAUUUGAAAACAAUACAGAGGAGAACUCAGAUCUUGUAGCAGCAAAGAAUGAUGUUGAAAAUAUGAAGAAAAGAUUAUCUGAACUAGAGGAAGAGAAAAUGAAAAUUCUUGACAAUGAAAGUGAAUUAAAACAAGAGGUUGAAUUAUUAAAAGAAGAAUUGGAAGAAAUGAGGAGGAAAAAUCAAGGAAAUCAAGAGGGUUUCAAGACUGAAAAAGAAAUUAUUGAGAGAAACUUGAGCGAAAGUAUGAAGAAGAUUAUUGACCUUGAAAACUUUUUAGCUGCAAAACACCAAGAAAGCCAAAAUUAUUAUAAUAAAAUUCAGGAACUUGUUCAAGAGUUAUCGAAUAAAGAUGAAGAAAUUAAGAGACAAGAAAAACUUUAUGAGGGAUUACACACUCAAAUGUGUUAUUUAGAAGAAGAGAAAUGUAAAUAUCAGUCAGAGGUUGGACGUCUCAAAGAUCAUUUAAUGGUUAUUGAGGAACAAACAACUGCUGAUCAAAUUGCUGCAGAAGAUCGAGAAACAGAAUUGAGGAAGAGAAUAAAUGAACUAGAAAGAAUUAAAUCAGAAAGUACAGAUUUUGCUGCUGAGUUUAAAGAUGAAUUUAAUAGAAAAAUCAAUGAUUUGACAACAGAAAUAGAAAUGUUAAAAGAACAUAAAAAUAUUUUAGAAAAUGAGUUACUUGGUAAAAGUGGAGAAAUAGAAGCUGCUAAUGUUAAUUUGAGAACUCUUCAAAAUGCUCUUCAAGAUUUAACAGAAGAUCAAUUAAUGGAAACAAAAAAAUAUAAAGAUCAAAUAAAUUUGUUAGAAAUUGAAAUAAACAAAUUCCAUCAAACUAUAGAUGAAAUGAAUAUGGUUAAAACAACUUUAGAAUCUGAAAAAGUUGGAUUGAAUGGAAUAAUUUCAGAAUUGAAAAAACAAUUGGAAGAUAGAAAUCAAGAUAUAUCAGAUCUUGAAAUGCAACUACAAGAUAUACAUAAUGAAAGAGAAAAACAAAGUAAUUUAAGUCAUAGAAGUGUUCACAGUAGUCAUGGUGAUCUAGGUGUCUAUAAUGCUCCAUCUACAUAUAAGAUAGAUGACAAUACCUUGAGACAAUUAUUCUUAUCUUACUUUUUGGCUGAAGAAGAUAAAAAACCAGAAAUUGCUGUUUUAUUAAGUUCUAUUUUAAAUUACUCCUUAGAGGAUCGUGAAAAAAUAAAUAUGCAUGCAAUGGCAUUAAACAAUCAAAAACGUGGUUGGAUAGCAUCAAUACUAACAUCACCAAAUAGUUCUUAUUCAACAACGCAAUCUACAACAUCAACAAAUACUUCAUUAACAGAACAAUUUGUUAGAUUCUUGGAAAACGAGUCGAAAAUUAAAAAAAAUUCAAUUGCUAUUACAGAAAUGAGCAAUGAAUUAAAUGAAACACAACUUGACAUGGGUUUCUAG